Messenger RNA from Phascolarctos cinereus (koala), 3545 nucleotides. Lineage: Eukaryota; Metazoa; Chordata; Mammalia; Diprotodontia; Phascolarctidae. The record is from RefSeq and is a predicted model, not a curated record.
CACUCGCUGGCGAGAAGCACAGGAGCCUGGCAGAGCGCACGCAGCCGGAGACCGAGCCCGAGCCGGAACCCGAGCCGCCCGCCCAGUCGAGCCACUUACGGACUGCCCUGGGGAAGGAGGGAGGGGCUCUGAGCCGGGAGGGCAGGCCCAGAGGGGACUCAGCUCACUGGCCGAGGCGGCGAGAGGCAGGGCUGAAGGUCUCUUGCCAAGGUUUUUCACCAUAAGAGCCGGGCACCCGAUGGGCAGGUGCAGGGAACAGCACCACUAGAACUACCAGACAGCCCACGCUCUGGAGCCCCACCAGGGGCUAAGGAAGUUUGGAAGUCCUUCGGGCUCUGGGUGAGAAGCGAAGGAAUCUGGCCAGACAGGGGAAAGAGAGGGUUGGCCCAUGAUCUCCAGGGAGGCCUCUUAGCGUGGAGUUGUGCUGUCUGCGGCCAUGUCCAAGGAGGUUGGGAGCUGCCGUCUUGGUGCCGCCUACAAGCCCAAGGAGCGUAAGCCCAAAAAGCCACACUACAUCCCGAGGCCCUGGGGCAAACCGUACAACUACAAGUGUUUCCAAUGCCCCUUCACCUGCAUGGAGAAGUCCCACCUGUACAACCACAUGAAGUACAGCCUCUGUAAGAACUCCCUGUCCUUGCUCAUUGACUCCUCGGACUGGGCCUACAAGAAGGGCCAUCUUCUCCAGCCCGAGCUACGGCUCUUCCCAACUCCCGAGGGGUCCCGGGGCCUGCCCAAGGGUGACCUUUCCGACCCAGCCCCACCCAAGCGGCCAAGACCAGGGCCCAGGCCAGGGGACAGUUCCCCAGCAGAGCCAGGGCCACCCAGUGAGGAUGGGGGAGCUUUUCCUGAGGAGGAGGAAGAGGAGGAAGUGGCAGGUGGACUCUUGAGGACCACGGAUCCCAGUGAAGGUAGGAAGGCUGGAGCCCCAGGUGAAACCGAUGUGGGAGCCCUCCUCUUUGGAUUCAAAGACAAGAGCAGGGAACCAGAGCCUGACUUUAUCAUCACUGAUGUCUUCUCCCUCCGGAAUGCCGGGGGCAGAGGCCGGGAGACACUGUCACCAGAGACUGAUACCAAGCCAAAGGUAGGAAGGGCACCUAAGAAACCUCUGAACACUGGUGGGCUCCUUAUGGAACAAUGGAGGCUGGUGGCUGGUGGCCAGAAGAGCAGAGCCAGUGUAGAUCUGACCCCAGUGGGCACUGAGGGCAGUGGCAUCAUCCCUUGCUAUCCCCCUCCAGCUUAUAGCGAUUAUCAGGAGGCCCAGGGCCUCAACCUGUCCCUUUUGGGCAUAAAUUACCCCCUGAGCCCUGGGCUCUUCUCUUACCUGGGGCCCACACUCACCACUGGUACUGCUGCCACCCAUGCCCCCAUAGCCCAGAUGCCCUUUUUGGCAUCAGCUGCUCAACUCUUGCCCCCACCAGCUGCUGCAGCUGCAACUGCUACACCCUUCCAGACUCUGCAAGGCCCUGAACGCUCAGCCUUCCUCCCACGAUUCUACUACCCACUGCUGUUUGAGCAUGCCCUUGGAACACCCAGUGGGAAAGCCACAGAUGCCCAACCUGCCCCAGCAAACCUUGCCCUCCCAGCUAAGACACCAGGAGAGAUGCCCACAGCUCUAGGGCUUCUCAAGGUGCCAAUGUCCAAAGCUGUUGCCUCCUGGCCCCGGAGUUCCCGUAGGGACCCAGUCCAGGAGGUGGAGCUCAAAGCUGGGCCUCCGGGAACCAAGGAGGAAGAAGAAGAGGAGGAAGAGGAAGGCAGGUGUCGGGGUUCCCAGAAGGAGGCUACUGGGUCAGGCAGAACACCAUCAUCAGAGAUCUACCGAGGCAUGCUUGGGACUAGCUCCAGGAAGGCCCAGGGGGCUCUAGCCAGCCCCAUGGCAGCCAUGAGCACUCUGAAAAGAAAGUCCUUUUUUGGGAGUGGACUUGACUUCCUAAAGGAUCCCUCAGGUGUGGACAGCCUGCCACUGGGGAAAUUUGACUACCAGAGGAGUGUGCCGGCUGCUACACCCCUGCUCCCUUGGCCCAAAGACUCUGAUACUGUCAGUGCUGAGGUUACUUCCCAUGGGCUCCCAGCCCUGGAUGGACCCCCUGGCAAACCACCUCAGGGGUACAGGCCAAUGAGCCCAGGUCCAAUCGGAGAAGACCUGUCUAAAGCCUUGGGAGACUAUGAGAAAGUGGAGAGACGGCUGGGCCAACUGACUACCACGGGUGGUCCCACUCAGGGCCCACUUCGGGAACAGCUGGGAAAGAUACGUCGGGAGCUUUAUCACAUUCACCAGGCCCUGGAGAAGGCAACCAGGCCUCCUGAGGGGCCCCUUGACCUGUCCGUGAAGAGAGUGCCAGACAAAGGGCCAUCCCCUCCUGGGCUGGAGCUGGAAGAGGGUGGCUGGGAGGAAACUAGGUUGGAGACCACCAAGACCCCCUUGGAUCUGCUGCUCCUGCAGCUGGGCCAGCCAGAGGGGAGACAAGGAUCCUCAGAAUCACCUGGGGUGCCCAUUACAGUUCUACCCCCAACACUGGCAACAGAGUCCUUCUAUGGCCAUACCACUAAAUGUGAGGCAGACUCCAGUGUCUUGCUGGGUGCUGAUGGGAGAGCCCCUGGAGGGUCUGGGUCUACCCCUGGGGGUCCCCAGCUCCUGGCUCCUGAGGAAGGGCCACUAGGUGGUUGGGGUGGGGGACCCCGAAGUGGGAUGGGGGUCCUUCCUGGGGACCCAGAAGCCACAUGUCUCCAUAGCCCUGAGAACACUGAAGUCUGACCUGGUCUCCCCCCUCCCCCAUCCUCCAAACUGCCCUGGACUUAUGUAUCUGCCCAACUCCCCUGUGUCAGUCCCAGAAAAUGGGCCACCUCAGAUCAGGGACAUUCCCCAGGUGGGUACCAAAGCCUCCAGUCUUUCCCUCCUGGGGCUAUGAGUCAGGUAGGGGAUGAAAACAUAACCCCUGGGGAGGAGGAAACAUCUGUGUCCCUCAGGAACCAAAGACUCAGUGUUUAUCUGGACUGGGUUGGGUCUCCCUUCUCUACCAUCUGAAUCCCCAGGAGAAAGGGCUCUGGCAGAAUCAACUCCUUCCUUCCAGAAAGCUCAAGAUCCCCUUGGGCACUGCCCUCUGGAGAAUCUUAUUCCAGGUGUGCCACCCCAGCCAUAACCACUUUGUUGCUUCCUCUGAUUCUCAGCCCAGUAGCUCUUUCUGCAAUCCCCAAGCCCAAAUGAUGAGGGCCCUGGACACCACCCAAACCAUACCCUUGCCCCCAAACUGCCCAACCAUCCAAAGCUGGUCUUUCUUCUCUGUGCUGGUUCAUUAGCAUCAUUGAUGUGAGGUCAUCUGUGACCACUAGGUUUUUCUCACCUUGCCCACUUUACCCUUCUAUGUCCCAGAACCUCCUCUCUUUCCCCACUCUCUUCUACUUUCUCCUACCUUCUUCCAUUCUCUCUUUCCACUUGCCCUCACAUACCCCCCAGGCUGAAUGGAGCCAAAGCACCCUCUCUCCAGAUAUUGUCCCUACUACCUCCUCCCUUCCCAGGGUUCUGGAGAAAUAAAUGCCCCUUCCCUUAA